AUGGGUGGGAAGACGAGCAAGGCACUUUGCCAGGAAACCCUCGAGAGGAGUGAAAAAAAUAGCCAAAAGGAGACCAAAGCAGAUUUUGGCCAAGGACCGGCAAAGGACCUCGGGUCCAAACCCUUACCGCUCAGACUAUCGGAGAAAAGGCCCUCACGACACGCUCCAGCGCAGCAGAGAGACAAGUGCGAAGAGGAAGCUGGAGAAAAAGAGGCCAACCCCGAACUAAGUGAGAGAUCACUGCCAGGAUUCCAAGAAGUGAACGGUCAAGCUAACCUAACAAGAAGUGGUUUGAUUGCAGGCACACCUUUCCACAAUGACGACGUCAAUACCGGCAUCGCUGUACUUACUAUCAUCACUGAUAUCUGCAAACAGGCUAGAAAGCCUUCCACCAAAGAACAAAAGCAGCUGCGCGCCGUUUUCCACCAGAUGCCGUAUCUCUUGACCUCAGAGGCACGUGAAAAGCAGGGAGAAGAAGAACUUAUCAUGGCCAUUCAGUUUCUGACAACAGUGUACGAUCAUCCUGAAUCGGUGAACUGGGGAGGCAUCGAAGGUUUUGAUAAAUUGCAGCUUACUUUGGAAAGCUUGAAAAAGUUCGACAGACGAGCAGAAGUCGAACCAAGAGAAGGACCAGGAGGUGUUUUUAUUGUAUGA
Fusarium poae is the source of this 654-nucleotide messenger RNA. RefSeq lists its product as uncharacterized. NCBI's taxonomy places the organism in Eukaryota, Fungi, Ascomycota, Sordariomycetes, Hypocreales, Nectriaceae. The transcript has a single exon. The record is from RefSeq and is a predicted model, not a curated record. The coding region runs from base 1 to 654 and encodes 217 amino acids.